Cryptococcus deneoformans JEC21 is the source of this 835-nucleotide messenger RNA. RefSeq lists its product as hypothetical. The transcript is spliced from 4 exons. Bases 202 to 777 code for a protein of 191 amino acids. Lineage: Eukaryota; Fungi; Basidiomycota; Tremellomycetes; Tremellales; Cryptococcaceae. The record is from RefSeq and is a predicted model, not a curated record.
CUGUCGUUGACGUGGGCCUUCCUGAGACCCUUGCCCUCUGCGACUGGGUGAGCGGUGCGCUGUGUGCGGGGGAGAGUACUUGCGCUGGAUCUGCUGUAGGAGGGCGGCGUUCAUGGCGAUGUUGAGUGGGAAGCGAGAUGACGCGCUGGAAAUGAAUACCCGCGCCAAAUCGCAUCUGCAACUCUGUCUGCAACCGCCCCCAUGAACUUUUCGCCCUACCAGCCGCCGCCCGACGUGCCCGCCACGGACCCCCCCGAGGUGUCCAAGUCCAAGCCCCGGUCCAAGCCGUGGUUCACCCGGGACGCCUCCUACAGCGCCAGCUACCAGGCCGGCGGCACCCUCGCCGACCCCUCCGCCCCCCGCGCCUACACAAACGACCCCGAGUCCCCCGCCUUCGACCCCGCCGGCCCCGACAGCGACAGGGCGAAUGCCUGGGAGAGCCGCUUCGGGUGGCGGGUCGAUGCCAUGGCCGCCGCCGCCUACCUCGCCGGGCCCCUCACCGCCCUCGUCUUCCUCAUCCUCGAGACCCGCAACGACUAUGUCCGCUUCCACGCCUACCAGUCCGCCCUGCUCACCACCCCGCUCCUCGUCCUCCUCCUCCUCUUCAACCUCCUCCUCCCCCUCCCCGCCUUCCUCCGCACCCUCUUCAUCGUCGCCUCUGUCGGAGCCACCCUGUACGCUGCCUUUAGGGCCUGGAGGGAUGCACAGGAAGGGUUGGAGAGGUACUGGCUGCCGUAUAUCGGCCCGAUUGCUGAGAGAUGGGUGAGCGAAGAGUAGAGGGCUAAAGUCGUAGAGCCGAGUGUUGUUCGCCUAGCUAUGCAUCUUGUACUGUAUG